Messenger RNA from Anthonomus grandis grandis, 8084 nucleotides. Its product is annotated as neural-cadherin-like. Gene Ontology annotation, biological process: homophilic cell-cell adhesion. Gene Ontology annotation, molecular function: calcium ion binding; cadherin binding. The record is from RefSeq and is a predicted model, not a curated record. The coding region runs from base 212 to 5362 and encodes 1716 amino acids. Gene Ontology annotation, cellular component: catenin complex; plasma membrane. Lineage: Eukaryota; Metazoa; Arthropoda; Insecta; Coleoptera; Curculionidae. The transcript has 25 exons.
AGCUAUAAGCUGCGUGACGGCCGGCUAUUUGCUACGUGCAUAUUCAGUUUCCGCGUUCGUGUAUGUAGUUUUAAAACUUUAAAAACUUGAUGUCCUCUUGGAAGUUGAUGGUUAAAUUUAUGGAUAAUACUUAAAAGUAAAUUUAACGGACCAGGUUUAAGUGACGUGAGUGCGCAAACAAUACAAGCACCAAAUUGACGUUUUAUAUGUGAUGCUAUGUGAUCUCCUUUUGGAACUAAUUUGGGUAAUGGUUGACCCAUUUAAAGUAUUUUGGGUAUUAACAAACAGUACCUACAUAGUUACUAAGUUCAUCCGGAUUGGAAUCGCUGAUAAAAAUGACAGUCCUCCUUAUUUUGAAAAGGCGUUUUAUGAAGCGGAAGUCGACGAGAAUGAAGAUCUUCAACAUACAAUACUUACCGUUACCGCCAAAAGUCACUAUGAUUCGUCCCGUCUUCGAUACGAGAUUACAGGCGGUAACGUAGGAGGCGUUUUCGCUGUCAAGAAUACGACUGGUGAUAUUUAUUUAGCAGGACCUUUAGACUACGAAACAAGGAAUAUGUACGAACUAAAGCUAUCAGCAUUUGAGAAAUCUAAAGAAAACUCUACCGUUGUAGUCAUUAAAGUUAGGGACGUAAACGAUAAUCCUCCUGUUUUUGAACGAUCGACCUUCCGAACUCAAAUCACCGAAGAAGACGGCCGAAAUCUACCCAAAUCUAUCUUAAACGUUACUGCAACGGAUGGAGAUAUAGAAAGACCUCAAAAUAUAGUCUACUUUUUAACUGGACAAGGAAUUGACCCUGACAAUCCUGCCAACAGCAAAUUUAAAAUUAACAAAACAACUGGAGAAAUAUCUGUCCUGAAGCCAUUGGAUAGGGAUCUUCCUAACGGUCGGCCACAAUGGAGAUUUACUGUUUUUGCUCAAGACGAAGGAGGUGAGGGCCUUGUAGGUUAUGCUGAUGUGCAAGUGAACCUUAAGGACAUUAACGACAAUGCUCCCGUGUUUCCUCAUGGUGUUUAUUAUGGAAAUGUUACUGAAAAUACAACAGUCGGAGCGUACGUUAUGACCAUGAAUGCUAUUGAUUAUGAUGAUCCUUUAGAAGGUGGCAAUUCUCGGUUAGUCUACUCAAUCGAGAAAAACGUAAUAGAAGAAGAAACUGGAUCGGCAAUAUUUGAAAUUGAACCUGAUACGGGAGUGAUCAGAACUUCCGUUUGCUGUCUCGACCGUGAACGUACCCCUGAUUAUUCCAUUCAGGUGGUGGCAAUCGAUGGCGGUGGAUUAAAAGGAACGGGGACAGCUAGUGUUCGAGUCAAAGAUAUUAACGAUAUGCCGCCCUCGUUUACUAAACCAGAAUGGUUUGCGGAAGUAGAUGAAACAUAUGGUGAAAUUUUGCCGGAAAUGCCUAUAUUGACUGUGACCGUACAUGAUGAGGAUGAAACCAACGAGUUUCAGUAUGAGGUUGUAGAAAAUAGUGGUUAUGGUGCCGAAAAAUUUGCCAUGGUACGAAACAAUGAUGGAACCGGAUCCCUUAAAGUGGUUCAGCCCCUGGAUUUUGAAGACUAUUUACAGAGCAAAGGUUUUAGAUUUCGAAUCCAAGUUAUUGACAGGGGGGAUAAUAAUAAUGACAAAUAUCAUGUUGCUUAUUCUUGGGUUAUUGUAAAACUACGUGAUGUGAAUGACAAUGAACCAAUUUUUGAAAAACCAAAUAUUAAAGUUAGUAUAUUGGAAAAUGCGGAAGUUGGAAAGAGUUUGGAGAGAUUUAAAGCUACGGAUCCUGACCAGAAUGGUAAGAGUAAGGUUUCAUACUUAAUUGACCGAAAGUCAGAUCGCGAAAGACAAUUUGCCAUAAAUCAGGAAGGAAUUGUUAGCAUUCAGAGACCUUUAGACAGAGAAAAAAUGGAACAACACGUAAUCAAAAUUUUGGCAAUAGACGAUGGAAAUCUGGCAAGAACUGCUACGGCAACUUUAACUGUAAUAGUAGAGGACGUAAAUGAUAAUGCUCCAAGAUUACUUAAAGAUUACAAGCCUGUUAUCGUAGAACAUGCAAAAAUUAAGAAGGUUGUUGAAAUAUUUGCAACGGAUGAUGAUGAUCCAAAAAAACAUAACGGCCCACCUUUCCAGUUUAAAAUAGAUCCUAGUGCUAGCAAAUUUGUAAAAGACAGUUUUAGAAUCGAGCAAGGUCAAAAGAGCACAAAUAAGGAUGAUAUGGCGAUAAUUACAACCUUAAGACAGUUUGAUCGAGAAGAUCAAAAGGAAUAUCAUAUUCCCAUUGCCAUUAAGGAUAGUGGUAAUCCUGCAAUGACUGGUACAAGCACAAUAACCGUUAUUAUUGGUGACAUCAACGAUCAUAAAAUGCAACCAGGAUCGAAGAAUAUUUUUGUGUAUAAUUACGAAGGUCAAUCUCCGGAAACGGAAAUAGGGCGGGUUUACGUUUACGAUUUGGAUGACUGGGACCUGCCAGAUAAGAAGUUCUAUUGGGAGAAUAACUUGGAACAUCCAAGAUUUAAACUACAGGAAGAUACGGGGAUGAUUUCAAUUCGACACGGAACUAAAUAUGGAGUUUAUAAUUUAAAAUUUAAGGUAUACGAUCGAAAACACGGACAAGCAGAUAUUUCGGCAAAUGUUACUGUAACCGUUAAAGAAAUAUUAUAUAAAGCAGUUAUAAAUAGUGGUUCUAUUAGAAUAUCAGGAAUAACGGAUGAAGAAUUUAUACGAGAAUGGAACUAUAAAUUACUGAAAAGUUCAAGAUCUAUAAUGGACAGACUUACAGAUAAAAUAGCGGAAUUACUGAAUAUUAAUCGCAAAAAUGUUGACAUAUUUAGUGUUCAACUUCAACGAAGACAAGAUCCUCCUGUCACUGAUGUAAGGUUUUCUGCUCAAGAGGAUGGCCUUUAUUUUAAACCCGUUAAAUUAAACGGAAUUAUUUUGAUGCAUCGAGAUGAGAUACAAAAGGCUAUUGGAAUAAACAUUACAAUGGUAGGCAUCGAUGAGUGCCUCUACGAAAACCAAGUGUGCGACGGAUCCUGCACAAACACGUUAGAUAUAAGCGCCCUUCCCUAUAUGGUAAAUGCUAACAAAACGGCUUUAGUAGGUAUACGAGUAGAUAACAAAGCAGAAUGUACCUGUGGUGGAAGAAAUUUUACAAAAGAAGAAAAUUGCCGAAAUACGCCCUGUUAUAAUGGUGGACUAUGCAGUGAUUUAAAAUCUUCUUUAUCAUGUUCCUGUUCAUCAGCAUACACUGGACAACGUUGCCAACAAACAACACGAAGUUUUCGGGGUAACGGAUGGGCCUGGUACCCUCCACUUGACAUGUGUGAUAAAAGCCAUCUCCAUUUUGAAUUUAUAACCAAAACCAGUGAUGGCUUGUUAUUGUAUAAUGGUCCUAUAGUGCCACCAAAAGAAGACGAAAUCAUCGUUUCUGACUAUAUUGCUGUCGAGUUGGAAAGAGGGUAUCCUAGAUUACUGAUAGAUUUUGGAUCUGGUACUCUGGAGUUAAGGGUAAAGACGAAAACAUCUUUGGAUGAUGGAGAGUGGCAUAGGUUGGAUAUAUUUUGGGACACCGAGAAUGUUAGAAUGGUGGUUGAUUUUUGCAAAAGCGCUGAUAUUGCUGAAUCCGAAGAUGGUACUAUAUCCGAAUUCAACGACUCCAUCUGCCAAGCUCAGGGUACCGUCCCUCCUUUUAGUGAAUACCUAAACCUAAAUACGCCAUUGCAGUUGGGUGGUUUGUAUGUAGACCAGUUUGACCCUACUUACUAUCACUGGAAAUAUAUGCCAGCAGGCAAAAGUUUUGAUGGUUGUAUAAAGAACUUUUUUUUAAAUUCUCAACUGUAUGAUUUGGCACAUCCAGGACUAUCUAAGAAUAGUAUGGCUGGAUGUCCACAGACUGAUAAAAUUUGUCAAAGCUCGGAUACUACUGCCAGGUGUUUUGCACAUGGAAGUUGCUUCGGCAGUAUGAACGAAGCAAAAUGUCAUUGUCAUCCUGGUUUUACCGGACCUUCAUGUACCUCUCCUACAACCCCGGUUACUUUUCAGGCACAAUCUUAUGUAAAAUAUGCACUAAGUUUUGAACCGGAUCGCUUCUCGACCCAAAUACAACUUCGAUUUCGAACUCGAGAACCCCAAGGUGAACUAUUUCGUGUUUCGGAUCAGCAUAAUCGUGAAUACGCAAUAUUAGAAAUUAAACAUUCUAGACUAUGUUUUCGGUACAACCUAAAUUCGCAUCGAAAUAUUGAAAAAACAAUUUGGUUAAAUGAAGUUCUUGUGGACGAUGGUCAAUGGCACAUCGCCAAAGUUUCGCGGUACGGUAGUGCGGCAAUAUUAGAACUAGAUGGAGGUGAAGGGAGAAGGUUAAAUGAAACAUUUAAUUUUAGUGGACAUCAGUGGUUGUUUGUAGAUAAGCAAGAAGGUGUAUAUUCGGGUGGAAAAGCGGAGUAUACGGGAAUAAGGACGUUUGAAGUUUAUGCUGAUUAUCAAAAUGGUUGCAUUGACGAUAUUCGUCUAGAUGGUAAGCAACUACCAUUACCGCCAGCCAUGAACGGCACCCAAUGGGGUCAAGCUACUGUGGCCAGAAAUCUGGAUCGUGGCUGUUUCUCCAGUAUACAAUGUAAAAAUGUUCAUUGUCCUCAACCAUUUGAAUGUGUUGAUUUGUGGAACGAUUUUGAUUGCACAUGUGGCGAGGGUCGUGUAAUAUCAGCAGAUUCCACGGACUGCAUUGAUAAGGACGAAUGUCUGGAUCUACCAUGUCUCAAUGGAGGGACCUGCAUUAAUUUGGAACCCAUCUUUAAAUAUAGAUGCAAUUGCCCUGCUGAGUAUUGGGGCGAAAAUUGCGAAAUACUUCUAGAAGGGCAGAUUUUAAAAUUAUCGAUUGGUGCCUUUGCAGCCAUUUUAGUUUGUCUAUGUAUAAUGUUUUUUUUUCUGAUAAUCUUCGUCAUAUACAACCUGAAAAAAGAUACCCAUACCAAAGACCAAGGAAGUGCUGAAGAUGAUGUAAGAGAAAAUAUUAUAAACUAUGAUGACGAGGGAGGUGGCGAAGAUGAUAUGACUGCCUUCGAUAUUAAGCCACUUCAAAUUCCCAUUAAUGGAAAUCAUCCCGACUUGGGUUUAUCACAACACACAGAUGGCCAAGAACGAAACAUCGCUGCUUAUCUUGAACACUGUAAAAAAAAUAGUGACGCUGACCCUAAUGCGCCACCGUUUGACGACUUACGGAACUACGCAUAUGAAGGCGGCGGCAGUAUCGCUGGUUCAUUAAGUUCAUUAGCUUCUGGUACCGAAGAGGAACAUCAAGACUAUGGUUACUUAAAUUCAUGGGGUCCUCGAUUUGAUAAACUGGCUUGUCUAUAUACCUCUGACGUGGUGGAAUAAACAUAGCGAAAAAUAAUUAUCAGUAAUAAAUAUUUGGUUUAGUAAAAUUAAUUUGAGUUUAUAUUAUUUUAUUAAUUAUUUAUCAUUACAAAUUUAUUAAUUGGAACUCUAUGUUAAAUGAUUAAAUAUAAAUUGUUUACAUAAAUUUGUAAUAUGCAAAGUAAGGAACCUACAUAUGACGGCUAUAUAUUCCAGGAAGCAACAAGCAAUUUGUAAAAACGAUUCAAAUAAUAAAUAAUAUUUAUAACAGAAAAAGGAAACUAAAAUCAUGAAAAUUAGCUAAAAUUUUUCAACUAAAUGCUAUACCCCUAGUCAUAACAACUUAUAUUUGCUACAGCCUUUUUUGAAAUUUUUUGAUAAAUAUUUUUUUUACUCAUGGUCCAGAAAAUUUUUACUAGCAUUAGCAAAAAUGGCCAAUAUUAUGUUAAUCAGCAAUGUCCUAAAGUAUCCGUGGGUAAUGAAGGACUUGCAUAAGUAAGUUUUCUAAGUAAUAUUUACAAAAUGUAAUAAAUAUAAACCAAAUAAUUAAAAAUUCAUCAUCUAAAAUUGCUUUGGAAAUACAUAUUUUUAUGCGCAGGUGAGAGGGGACGUUCUCGUCCUGACGUCAAAAGUUAGUUCGAAGUGUUCAAUGAAAUUUUAAAAUUUUAAACACGUGAAUUUGUAAAGCAUAAAUAUCUAGUUUUUCUGUAUAUAUUUAAAUUAGAUUUCAAUUUUUAGAUUUAUCUAGAAUCAUUGCAAGUCAUACAAUCAAAAUAUUCUGAUAGUUUUGGCAUUUUUAGUUAUACUAAAAGUAUGUGUAUAUGACAUAUUUGGUAAUCCAAAUAAAAUACCCUAAAUAUUUAUUACUCAACAAUGUCGACUGUCUUGAAUAACUUUAAAGCCGAUAUUUUUUUCUUAAAGAGUUUUGGCUCUAUAAUCCUAAAAAGCCGAUACUGGCUCUAUUUUUUAUUGUUAUUAACCUAAAAUGGUUAAGAUGAAAAACUUCAUGAUACUUAAAUUAUUUUUAUGGAAUGAAAAAUGUAAUAAUAUCCAGAAUAUUCUAAACUUGAAUAAAUUUUUUUUAAUGAACCUUUUUUCAUAGUAUAUCUAGUGCAAAAUGUAACCAACAAAUAAUUUUCAUAUUUGCUUAAUGGAAACAAUUAAAAUGCUAUAAAAACACUAUUCUUAUUAAGCAUUUACACUUGAAGCCCGCAGCAAAAAUAUCGAUUAACUAACAAGUGACGUCAUGAACCGUAUCUCAUGAUCUCAUGUCUUUUCAAACUUUAAAGUAAUAUAGCUUUUGAAAAGGUUGAAGAGGUCAAAGUAAAGGCUCGCUAGCAGUUCAUACUAGUCAAGAUUUUUAAUAUUCUUUAUCCAGGAUUUGUUAUUUAUCCGGACAGGAAUCCAAAUUAAUUACCUUUUAAAAUAGUGUCUUAUGUAACGAAUGACGUUAGUUUAAUAUAUAUUAAUACUUUUUUACAGAGAGCCGAUGUUUUAGGAAUUAUAUAAAUUGCAAAUUUAAUAAAUUGGGCAAUGUGUUUAAAAAAGACAAUUUGUGAGAGAGAUAUCUGAUGUUAUUUAUACCUAAAUUAUAAAAUUUAUUUUGAAUUAAUAAUUUUUAGUAAUAUUCUUAACUCAAUAACAUCAAAAGUAUCAUAUUGGAGCAAGUAAUAACUAACAAGUAAUGAAAUUAAUCGUUUUAAACAAAGUUUUUCUUUUAUAAAAAUAAGUAUUAAAUUUACUACACAUAAUUAGAAAUCAAAGUUAUUUUGGGCUUAUGGAUUUCAGGGACAAAAUGUAAUCCCUUUUUGUUAUAUCAAAGCAGUUUAAUCUAUGACUAACGCUUUUCACAAAGCAUUGCUUAACGUCAAUGUAUUGUCGGCUUAUAAGUUAUUGAUUUUGCCAACUUAUAUCAUUAUUAUUGCCAUUAUGCAUUUUCUUACUUUUAAUGAGUUAGUUAUUUUAUUAGGUAUUACGUCACCUAGGUAAUAUCGAUUAAAACCAAAAAUUACAUAAGAGGUAUUUAAUAUGAUAUAAAUGAGAAAGAGCUUUAGGUCUUAAUCUUCUUUUAAGUAAAUUAACUUGUGGUGACUUGGGGCUAGAUAGUAAGUGACUGGUAGGCCUAAUACCUGAUCUAAUAAUUGAUAUUAGUUUCCUCUCUAUUAUAAAAAUUAUUUCAAAUUGUUAUAUGCUAAAUAUAUGUAAAACCGUACUAGCAAUGCCAAGGACCUAAUCUCCCUAUAACUGACAUUUAAGAAUAAAUAUGUAAGUCAAUAUGCAAAAGGCGUCUUAUACUUAAUUAACGUUUAACGUUUUAAACUGAAUUAACAAGUUUUUGCAUAUUGCUUUAAAUAAAAAUAAUAAAUAUGUUUCUUCAGAUAAUAUAGGUCUCUUAGUAUUGGCCACUUUUUUAUACACUUUCAAGUAAUAAAGUGUAAAGCAUUUUUAUACUUUUAUUUAAAGGAAAGUAAAAGCAAUAAUUAGAUACUUUUUGAAAAACAAAAAAAUAUACUUUUUUAAUUUUUUUCCGCAGUUGAAUUUUAUUUCCUAUAUUUUGCUGCAGCAGAAAAUGAAUUGUGUAAAUAGACAGUUGUGCAAGUGGCACUACAUUAGCUCAAUUUGUAAAUCGUUUACCACUCAGAGAUUUUUUUUAUUGAAUCAAAAUGUUUUCACGUUCGUGCUACUUAUGCUUAAAUAUUUUAGGUCUUUUCAUCCGAUUUUUUUGUCUAUAGAAUUAGUGAUA